Molecule: messenger RNA, 691 nt
Organism: Olea europaea var. sylvestris
Lineage: Eukaryota; Viridiplantae; Streptophyta; Magnoliopsida; Lamiales; Oleaceae
Product: protein RADIALIS-like 3
Exons: 2
Coding region: 182-460 (92 amino acids)
Molecular function (GO): DNA-binding transcription factor activity
Source: RefSeq, a predicted model, not a curated record
CUAUAUAAGCAACCUUAUGUUGAAAUUUCUAACCAAAACACCUUCGACUUGACUUGUAUUUCUCCCUUGACUGAGGCAACUCUUCUAUUCCCCCUUCAACCAAAAACUUCCUUUCCUUUUCAUUUAGGUUCACUUUCAAGCUUGUGUCUUAUCUCCUAGACGACUAUAUCUUUCUUUUCUUAUGGCAUCAUCCUCUCGUUCAUCUACACGAAGCUCCUCAUGGACACAUAAACAAAACAAGAAAUUCGAGGAGGCUUUAGCACGAUAUGACAAGGACACACCAGACCGCUGGAACAACAUAGCACGGGCAGUAGGCGAGAAAUCAGCGGACGAAGUGAGGAGGCAUUAUGAGGCCCUAGUCAAGGACAUCAUGCAGAUAGAAACUGAUCAAGUACCAAUACCUAAUUACAGCUCUAUUCCAAACAAUGGGAGAGGAUAUGGCAAUAACAGAGGCUACUGAAGAAUCUUAAACUACCCUGAAAAGCCCUGUCUGGAACUAAUAAUCCAUUACCAUCAGAAGUUCUGCAAAAGCAAACGGCAUCGAGAGAAAGUUGUGUAUUCCUAAAUCUUUCAAAGCAAAUAAGAAAGCUCUAUGUAAAGGUUGGUUAAGUUGUAACGUACUAUGAUGUUAAAAAAUGUACAAUCUGCUUUAUGUUUUUGUCUAUGCAGUCUCAUAGAAUCAUUCUCAGAA